Leucoraja erinaceus (little skate) is the source of this 1764-nucleotide messenger RNA. RefSeq names its product translational activator of cytochrome c oxidase 1-like. Bases 17 to 1090 code for a protein of 357 amino acids. Gene Ontology annotation, cellular component: mitochondrion. Lineage: Eukaryota; Metazoa; Chordata; Chondrichthyes; Rajiformes; Rajidae. The transcript has 6 exons. The record is from RefSeq and is a predicted model, not a curated record.
UACCGCUCCAGUGCGCAUGCACAGGCCAGGUCGGCGCCGCUCCAGUGCGCAUGCACAUGCCACGGCCGGCACCCGACGGGGAUCGCUCGUCUCGUCCACCGGAUGUCUGUGGAUGCGCGGGGACGCGGGGGGCCGCUGGUCAAUCGGAUUUGCCACCAUGGCUAGAGUUGCCACAUUUCGAAGUGUUUGCUUGCGGAAUAGAAACUACCUCCUGUCGUCUCUGUGGAAUUCAGCCGAGUUGGUGGCAAAGCGCAGAGCUCUCUCACCGGCCUCCAUUUCCCUCUGCGCCCAAGCAAGCUGCCAGUACAGUCUCCUAGUGCCGUGUGCUGAGAUCCACAUGUCUGCAGCUAAUCAUGCAGGACAUAACAAGUGGUCAAAGGUGAAACAUAUCAAAGGGCCAAAAGAUACUGCCAAGAGUCAGGUGUUUGCCAAGCUUUCAAUCAUGAUUCGCAUUGCAGUGAAAGAAGGUGGUUCAAAUCCUGAGUUUAACUCUCAGCUGGCAAACCUCAUUGAGCAGUGCCGAACCAAGAACAUGCCUAAAGCAUCUAUUGAAGCUGCAAUUAAAGGUGCAAAAUCCAAGGCUUCAAUCUACUCACUGUAUGAAGCAAGAGGUCCAGGAGGGUCGGCCCUGCUCAUUGAAGUCCUCACGGACAACAACAGCCGAACACUACAACAGCUAAAGAGCAUUCUGAACAAAAAUGGGGGAAUGAUGAGUGAUGGAGCACGCCACUCUUUCCAGAAGAAAGGGGUGGUGAUGGUGAAUGGCCUGGAUAAGGACGGUAAGGAUGUUCUGUUGGAACGUGCUCUGGAGCUGGCAAUUGACUCUGGAGCUGAAGAUGUUAAACAAAUUGAAGAUGAAGAAGAUCAAGUCAUGCUGAAGUUUGUUUGUGACUUGUCCUCAUUGCGGGAGGUACGAGAGAGGUUGGAUUCUUUGGGACUGCUGACCACUGAUUCCGGACCUGAAUUUAUCGCCACCACAACGGUUCCACUAACGGAUAGAGAUUUGCAAACAGCAUUUUGUUUGAUUGAACAAAUCGAUGAGAAUCAGGACGUUAUUAAAGUCUAUGAUAAUAUAGACUUGCAAAGUUAACUGCAAGAAGGAGAGGGUUUUUUGUGCAUCACGAACAAUUACCAUGAAUAUCAAACACAGUCGGAUACACUGUAUGUGGAUCAUUUCAAGGUUUUCGAAGUACUGCCAACAAUUUUGCCUCAAAACGUAAAUAUGCUGCGUGGUAAACUUACAGUUAUGACUAAUUGUAGAAACUAAACAUUUUAUCCAUCGGUUUUCAUCCUUUUCUGAAGGCUGCUGGGGUACAGUUCUACCAGCACCAUGUGCUCUGCAGCCCCUCAACCAAUUCACUAUUCUCUGUACAUUGAAUGAAGUGCCAUGGACCAGCCUAUACAGUACUCAUAAUUAGGCAUAGUUUCUUGUAUGUUCAUCAGCUAAACAUAAGAUAGGGCCCGAUUCUCCCUGAGGUGGAUUGGUCAUCUACAGUCCUUGUCUGGCUUGAGAAGAUGCCAUGCCCAAAUGGCUGAGUCUUCAGAAGAAGGAGAAAAUAUGCCAUUAUUUUAACAAUCGCUGAAAUAUUUAAUCGGAUUUCAAUAGCUUUUGUGGGAUUUUUUGCGUAAAAUUAACAGUUUUUGCGUAACAUAAACAAUGUAAUGCAUGUCAAUCCUAGGAUUACAUUAGGUAAGCCCCGGUGAAUGUGGUGCAAAUCAUUCUGAAAUUCCCCGAAUAAAUAGCAGGACAUAACAGUAACAAAA